AUUGAGAUCCUCCCAUAAAGGAAGCUAGAAUGAGAGGUGGUUAAACCAGACACAACUGCAAAAUAAAAACUCUCUCACUGAUUGAGAGAGUGGAGAACUACCGCGAGUAAACAUGGCCAAUAUCACGAAGAAAGUGUCGUGGUCGAGCCGGGGUGACGAGUCCGGUGGCGGCGAGAGAACCCCACUUCUCAACGGCUCCGAAGAGGUCCGGUACAGCAGACAGUUGUCCGGGGACGGUGGUAUGUUUCACAUCGGCAGACUGAGCACGGUGGAUCUGGAGGAGGAUAUGACGUCAGACGAGGACUCAGUGAGGGGCUGUCCCAAGGAGAUCCCUCACAACGAGAAGCUGCUGUCACUCAAAUAUGAGAGUCUGGACUAUGACAACAGUGAGAAUCAGCUGUUUCUGGAGGAGGAGAGACGGAUGAGCUUCUUAGGGUUCAAGUGUUUGGAGAUCAGUCGGUGGGUGAUCUGUGGUCUGAUUGGCUUCCUGACUGGACUCAUAGCCUGUUGCAUAGAUAUCGCCGUGGAGAACCUGGCUGGGCUCAAGUACUACGUUGUCAAACAGAACAUCGAGAAGUUUACGGAGGUGGGAGGUCUCUCCAUCUCCCUCAUCCUCUGGGCUGUGCUGAACUCUGCCUUCGUCAUGGUGGGCGCUGUCAUAGUGGCUUUCUUCGAGCCAGGAGCAGCAGGAAGUGGGAUACCCCAGAUUAAGUGUUAUCUGAACGGAGUGAAGAUCCCCCGGGUGGUGAGACUCAAGACCCUGGUGGUGAAGGUGUGUGGUGUGAUCUGCUCUGUCGCCGGGGGACUCGCUGUCGGAAAGGAAGGUCCCAUGAUCCACUCUGGUGCCGUGGUGGCAGCAGGAGUCUCCCAGGGACGCAGUACCUCCCUGAAGAAAGACUUCAAGAUCUUUGAGUAUUUCCGUAGAGACACAGAGAAGAGGGACUUUGUAUCAGCUGGAGCGGCUGCAGGAGUGUCUGCUGCUUUUGGAGCACCAGUCGGUGGCGUUUUAUUCAGUUUGGAGGAGGGGGCUUCUUUCUGGAACCAGAUGCUCACAUGGAGGAUAUUCUUUGCAUCCAUGAUCUCAACAUUCACCCUGAAUUUCUUCCUGUCCAUCUACAAUAAUAAACCUGGAGAUCUCUCCAGCCCUGGUCUUAUCAACUUCGGACGCUUCGAGAGUGACAGUGUGGCCUACAACCUCUAUGAGAUUCCCUUGUUCAUUGUAAUGGGAGCUGCAGGUGGAUUGCUGGGAGCCCUGUUCAAUACCCUCAACUACUGGCUGACUAUAUUCAGGAUCAGGUACGUCCACCGGCCCUGUCUCCAGGUGAUGGAGGCCAUGCUAGUUGCCGCGGUAACGGCGACGGUGUCGUUCGCCAUGAUCUAUUUCUCUAAUGACUGUCAGCCUCUCGGACCUGACCAGUCAGAGGACUACCCUCUACAGUUGUUCUGUGCGGAUGGAGAGUAUAACUCCAUGGCAACGGCCUUCUUCAACACACCCGAGAGGAGCGUCCGCAGUCUCUUCCACAACCCACCAGGUUCCUACAACCCUCUGACUCUAAGUCUGUUUACGUUGACCUAUUUCUUCCUGGCCUGUUGGACCUAUGGCCUGACUGUCUCAGCUGGAGUCUUCAUCCCGUCUCUGCUCAUAGGAGCAGCCUGGGGAAGACUGUUUGGGAUACUGCUGGCUGCUAUCACGCCUAACGGAUCGGUUUGGGCCGUUCCAGGGAAGUAUGCUUUAAUGGGAGCUGCAGCACAACUGGGGGGCAUCGUGAGGAUGACUCUCAGUUUAACAGUCAUCAUGGUGGAGGCAACAGGAAACGUGACAUACGGUCUCCCCAUCAUGUUGGUGCUGCUGACGGCCAAGAUAGUAGGGGACUACUUUGUGGAGGGUCUGUAUGACAUCCACAUCAAGCUGCAGAGUGUUCCCUUCCUGCACUUGGAGGCCCCUGCCACCUCCCACUGGCUAACAGCCAGGGAGGUGAUGGGUGCCCCAGUCACCUGUUUUAACCGUAUAGAAAAGGUUGGCACCAUCGUGGACGUCCUUAGCAACACCUCCACCAAUCACAACGGCUUCCCUGUCGUCGUGCCGGUCGCCGCUAGCGACGAUCUGGGGAAGAUCUGUGGACUCAUCCUUCGUUCUCAGCUCAUUGUUCUGCUCAAACACAAGGUGUUUGUAGAGCUGGCUCGGUCCAGGUUGACCCAGAGGAAGCUACAGCUGAAGGACUUUAGGGAUGCCUACCCCCGCUUCCCCCCCAUCCAGAGUAUCCACGUCUCCCAGGAUGAGAGGGAGUGCAUGAUGGACCUGACAGAGUUCAUGAACCCUACACCCUACACCGUACCACAGGAGACGUCUCUUCCUCGUGUGUUUAAGUUGUUCAGAGCUCUGGGUCUCAGGCACCUGGUGGUAGUGGACAGCGAGAACAGGGUCGUAGGUCUGGUGACCAGGAAGGACUUGGCUCGCUACCACCUGGGGAAACACGGACUGGAGGAGAUGCAACUGGCUCAGACAUGAUGCACAUCCUACUAUUAUUACUACCACACACACACACACACACACACACACACA
Oncorhynchus tshawytscha (Chinook salmon) is the source of this 2563-nucleotide messenger RNA. RefSeq names its product chloride channel 7 (gene clcn7). The record is from RefSeq and is a predicted model, not a curated record. Lineage: Eukaryota; Metazoa; Chordata; Actinopteri; Salmoniformes; Salmonidae. Bases 113 to 2509 code for a protein of 798 amino acids. Gene Ontology annotation, biological process: chloride transport; transmembrane transport. Gene Ontology annotation, cellular component: intracellular membrane-bounded organelle; lysosomal membrane. The transcript has 25 exons. Gene Ontology annotation, molecular function: voltage-gated chloride channel activity.